Molecule: messenger RNA, 564 nt
Organism: Aspergillus chevalieri
Lineage: Eukaryota; Fungi; Ascomycota; Eurotiomycetes; Eurotiales; Aspergillaceae
Product: PHO88 family protein
Exons: 3
Coding region: 1-564 (187 amino acids)
Biological process (GO): protein targeting to ER
Cellular component (GO): mitochondrion; endoplasmic reticulum
Source: RefSeq, a predicted model, not a curated record
AUGGUGUCGCCUCAAGUAACCAACAUGGCUGUCAUCCUUGUGAUGAUGCAGCUGGCCAAGAAGAUUCCGUUCGAGAACCCGGAGAUUCUGAUGAUGGUCCGGGGGUUGUACGUCUUGUCCAACUUGAUCAUUUUGAGCAUUUACCUCUUUACGCAAAAGAAGAUCAAUACGAAGAAGGACAUGACGACCCUCAAAUACGUCGAACCCGCUCCGAUGGGUAGCGGCGAGGAACCCCGUCCCGUGACGACGACCAACAUGGACUACGACAAGUCGCAGCUGCGCCAGCUGAUCAAGAGCCAGUUGAUGGGCGUUGGCAUGAUGGGCGUGAUGCACCUGUACUUCAAGUACACCAACCCGCUGCUGAUCCAGUCGAUCAUCCCGCUCAAGAGCGCUCUCGAGUCGAACCUGGUCAAGAUCCACGUUUUCGGCAAGCCGGCCACCGGUGACCUGCAGCGGCCGUUCAAGGCUGGCAACAGCUUCAUGAACCAGGGCCAGGUCAAGAGCGACAAGGCGUCUGUUGAGCAGGCGGAGAAGAACUGGCGUGGUGGUGUCAAGGAGGAGUAA